Messenger RNA from Malus domestica (apple), 573 nucleotides. The record is from RefSeq and is a predicted model, not a curated record. NCBI's taxonomy places the organism in Eukaryota, Viridiplantae, Streptophyta, Magnoliopsida, Rosales, Rosaceae.
AUGUCAUCAGUUAACCACGUCACCACGUCAUCAGUUAAUAGGAGAUUUAAUAGUCAGACUAACGGAUGGGUUGUCGAAGUUUUGAAGGCAGCCCUUUCUGAAGACAAGGCAAAGCUUAACCCUAAAAAAGACAAGGCAAACCCUAGCCCUGAAGAAGACAAGGCAAACCCCGACCCUGAAGAAGAUAAGGCAAACACUGGCCCUAAAGAAGACAAGACAAACCUUGACCAUGAAGAAGACAAGGCAAACACUGGCCCUAAAGAAGACAAGGCAAACCCUGAACCUGAAGAAGACAAGGCAAACACUGGCCCUAAAGAAGAGAAGGCAAACCCUGAAACUGAAGAAGACAAGGAAAACCCUGGCCUUGAAGAAGACAAGGCAAAUCCCGACCUUGGCCCUAAAGAAGACAAGGUAAACCCUGACCCUGAAGAAGACAAUGCCAACCCUGGCCUUGAAGAAGACAAGGCAAAUCCCGACCUUGGCCUUGAAGAAGACAAUGCAGACCCUGGCCCUGAAGAAGAUAAGGCAAACCCUGACCCUGAAGAAGAUAAGGCAAACCCUAACCUCAAAUAA